AUGAGCUCUAAGAACUCUGAAGCUGCAGAUCCAGUACCACCAGCAUCAGCCAAUAUGCCUGCUACCACGCAGCAGGCGGCUGAUACAGUGCCACCAACAGCUGAUACAGUACUAGCAGCAUCGGUCAAUACGCCUCCUACCACGCAACAGAUAGUUGAUACAGUACCAACAACAUCGGCCAAUAUGCCUCCUGCCACGGAGCAGGCGGCUGAUACAGUGCCAACAGUAUCGGCCGAUAAGCCUCUUACCACGGAGCAAGCGGCUUACCCAGUGUCACCGGUAUCGGUACACAUACCUGCAAUCACGGCGACAGUGCCUGAUACUUCAUUUGAAGCACCGGCCCCUUUACCUGUAAGCAAUCUAAAGACGAAAGAAGAAUCGACAAAUAAUUUUCGACGAACCGUGCUUAUUUGUCUCGCAGUUUUCGUUUCAGCCAUCUCCGCCAUGUUGAUCAGCAUUUAUCUUAAACCAUCGACUGCUGAAGAAUGUGAUAUGAAGAAAGCAGAAAAUAGAGAUUUCAACAAGUACUAUGGCAUCGUUAACAUGAAAAACCAUUUUACAACACCAAAUGCUGAUGACUGUACGUCGAAUAUUAUAUUCAAACCAGCAUUACCUCAAGCAAUACUGCAACAAGAUCAUUCAGCAAGCUCAUUCUUAACAUUGGCACCCUAUGGUACUGGGAAAACAUUGUUGAGAUGUGAAUAUUACAAAUCACUAAGAUCAGAUGCCUACUUCAAAGUAUUGAUAUUAAAUAAAGAGAUUGAUGGAUAUCUCGAUAGGGCAAGUAAAGCUGAAAUACAGAUUAAAGAACGACUUUUGUAUCGAGAUAAACCACUUUUAACGUACUUGGAAAAUGACUUGAGAAAAUUAGGUGCUCUCAGGCAAGAUGGUGAAAAGCUUCAUUUAUUAUUGGCCAUUGCUGAAGGUGAAGGUUUCCAAACCAAAACAUUGGAAACAACUCGGUCGAUUAAUGUGUUAAAUGAUUUGAGACAUUUUGCAUUGUUUAUGAAAAAUCGUGUUAAAAAAACUGUGGCAUUCGUUAUUGAUGGAAUUGAUGAAAAUCGGUUUUACUUUGAGCGGAAUAACGUUAAUAAACAAUCAUUAGAAUUAUUUUACAGUUCUUCGAUUGACCAGCAAAUUAUUCUAGAGACUGUAGCCGAGAACUUUUAUUUAUCAAUAUUUUAUCCUAAAAUAGAUGGUAUUAACAUAGAAGAUGCCAGUGUUACAAGUGGUAACUUAGUGGUACACACCAUCAAGUGGGAUACGAAAUUAUUAAUUGAUUAUGCUGAUUAUGUCUUGCAAGAAAUGAAUAAACAUGUAUCAGCAAGUCGUUGUAAAUCAUUCACAGAUUUUAAGACACUUGUGAACUACUCUAACACAAAAAAUGCGGAAAUCAUUAAUAAAAUUACAACACCAAGAACACUUCAUUACUUUAUGCGAUACUUAAUAACAGAAAUGAAUGAGUGUGCCGAUGAUAUUCAGAAACCAUUUAUCGCAACUGCAGAAAACGUUCGCACUGCUUAUGAACGGUCCACUAAAUCUGCUUUUAAAGUUCAUUAUAUUAGAGUAUAA
Molecule: messenger RNA, 1572 nt
Organism: Adineta steineri
Lineage: Eukaryota; Metazoa; Rotifera; Eurotatoria; Adinetida; Adinetidae
Source: the annotation of a GenBank genome assembly